CGAUCUCGUGUGUCCGUGAUUCGUGGCUGUGUUACUACUACUACUACUAAUUAAUUUAACGUGGGGACGCCAUCAUGGUUCAUCAAGGUUAUUUCGAUUUGUAUUCACCAGAUAUACAGAUAAGUAUUGUAGACAUAUUUCACUUGGGGUUUGUGUUUCUCUUCUAUCUGCUACUACUCCUAAGUUUUUUUAGGAAAAAUAAUGCAGAAAGAUGUAGGAGAAGAAGUUAUUCGAUAUCACUAUCAGUUGCAUUUUGUUGUUUUCUCACUUCCAUUUCAUAUCUAAUUGCUGGUUUAUGGGAAGCAACUGAUAAAUCCCCUCAAUUAAACUGGUGGGUCUUCAUUGUUAGAGCACUAGUUUGGGUGUCAUUGAUGGUUUCGUUGCUCAUAGAAAGAUUUAUCUCAGUCAAGAUUCUAGCUUCUGUUUGGUGGCUUUUUUGUUUCGGGUCAAUAUCUAUUGUGAAUAUCAAGAGCAUAGUAGAGAAACAUAGUAUCAAAAUCUUGGGUUUGGUAGAAUGGGCUGCUAGCUUCUUUCUUAUCAUAUGUGCUUUAAAAAACUUAAAACAUUUUAUUGCUUGUUACAGACAAAGCCAUACGUUAUUCGAGCCCUUGUUGAUUAAUGAAACACAGGAUUGUAAUACAAGUCAACUAGAAGAGCCUAGUUUUCUAAGUAAAUUAACCUUCUCUUGGGUGAACCAAUUGCUUUCCUUAGGAUAUAGAAAACCAUUGGUUCUUGGAGAUAUCCCAUCUCUAGCACCCGUAGACCAAGCAGCCAUCGCCCAUGAGAAAUUCACGAAGGCAUGGGAUUCCCUUCAAACAGGAAAAACCUCGAAUAAUACUAACAUAGUUCCUAAAGCAUUAGCAAAAGUUUAUUUUAAAGAGAUGCUUUUAUCAGGAUUAUGUGUCUUUCUUAGGACCAUAUCUGUCAUCAUUAGCCCGUUGCUACUCUAUGCCUUUGUUGAUUACUCCAACCGUAAGACUAAAGAUUUACAUCAAGGACUUUUAUUAGUUGGUUGCUUAAUAGUAGUCAAGAUAAUGGAGUCAUUGUCCCACAGACAGUUUUUCUUCAACGCAAGAAGAACCGGCAUGAGGAUGAGAUCGGCUUUGAUGGUGGCAGUGUAUGAAAAGCAGCUUAAACUUUCAAGUUUAGGAAAGAAAAGGCAUUCUACAGGGGAAGUUGUAAAUUACAUAGCGGUAGAUGCAUACAGAAUGGGCGACUUCCCUAUGUGGUUUCAUGUCGGUUGGUCAUCUUUUGUUCAGUUAUUUCUAGCUAUCGGUGUCCUGUUCUCCAUAGUAGGACUAGGUGUUCUUCCUGGUCUAGUCCCUCUAAUCAUAUGUGCACUUCUUAACAUACCGUUUGCAAAGUCUAUGCAAAAGUGUCAGUUAGAAUUCAUGGUGGCUCAAGACAAGAGACUAAGAUCCACAUCUGAGAUCCUAAACAGCAUGAAGGUUAUUAAGUUACAAUCUUGGGAAGAAAAGUUCCAAAAACUAGUUGAAUCUUGUAGAGACAUUGAAUUCCAUUGGCUGUGUGAAUCUCAGUUCAAGAGGGCUUUUGGCACGGUUUUGUACUGGAUGUCACCAACGCUCAUUUCUUCAUUUGUCUUUUUUGGAUGUGUGCUUCUGAAAAGUGCUCCACUGGAUGCAGCCACUAUCUUUAGCAUAUUAGCAUCACUACGAAGUAUGGCUGAACCCGUAAGAGUGUUGCCAGACGCACUUUCUGCAUUAAUCCAGGUCAAAGUAUCCUUUGACAGGAUCUAUUCUUUUUUAGUUGAUGAUGAACUUAAAGAUCACAGGAUGAUAAGGAACCAAGAACUUAAAACUUCAAACGCCCAUAUCACAAUACAGGAUGGAAAUUUUGCCUGGGAUCCUGACUCACCCACUCCAACCCUUAAGAACGUAAAUCUUGAAGUAAAAUGCGGGCAGAAGGUUGCAGUCUGUGGCUCUGUUGGUGCUGGAAAGUCUUCUAUGCUAUAUGCACUUCUAGGAGAAAUAUCCAAAACUUCAGGAACGGUGGAUAUUUUUGGAUCAAUUGCGUAUGUUAGCCAAACAUCUUGGAUUCAAAGUGGGACGGUUCAAGAUAACAUACUGUAUGGCAAGCCAAUGGACAGAACUAAAUAUGAAAUGGCUAUUAAGGCGUGUGCUUUGGAUAAGGAUAUCGAAACUUUUAACCAUGGUGAUCUAACUGAAAUAGGACAAAGAGGCCUUAACAUGAGUGGUGGACAAAAGCAGAGGAUUCAACUCGCUCGAGCACUCUAUAAUGAUGCUGAUAUUUAUCUUCUAGACGACCCUUUCAGUGCGGUAGAUGCACAUACAGCAGCUACCCUCUUUAAUGAUUGUGUCAUGAGUUGUUUAGAGAGUAAAACCGUCAUUCUUGUCACUCAUCAAGUGGAAUUUCUCUCGUCGGUUGACAAUAUUCUGGUUAUGCAAGAUGGUCAAGUUACACAAUCAGGAAGCUACAAGGAUCUUUUGAUGGCAGGAACAGCUUUUGAACAACUUGUGAAUGCUCAUAAAGAUGCCAUCACUGGUUUAGAACCUACUGGAAAUUUGGAUGAAAGCAAAGAAGAUACGGAUAAAAGUAACCUAAGUAAAGCAAACAGUGAUGGGCAGUUACUGAAGGGCCUACCAGGAGUUCAGCUGACUGAAGAAGAAGAGAAAGAGCUUGGAAAUGUUGGAUGGAAGCCUUUCUUUGAUUACGUUGUUAUCUCACAAGGAAUUUGGUUCUUGUCUUCUUGUGUUCUAAGUCAAAGCGGUUUUGUUGCUCUUCAGGCAGCAGCAAGUUAUUGGCUAGCAUUUGGUAUUCAGAUCCCCCAAAUCACCACCAUCAAGUUGAUUUUUGUUUACACUUUUCUCUCAACAAUGAGUACUUUAUUCGUCUUUGGGAGAUCAUUUUUUGCUACCCUUAUGGGAUUAAGAGCCUCCAAGUCAUUCUUUAAUAAGUUCACCAAUUCCAUUUUUCGUGCACCCAUGGUCUUCUUUGACUCUACUCCGGUUGGACGAAUUCUGACAAGGGCCUCAUCUGAUCUUAGUGUCAUUGAUUUUGACAUACCCUUUUCAUUCGCCUAUGUAUGUGGAUCUGGUAUUGAACUACUAGCCAUGAUUUGCAUCAUGGCCUCAGUGACCUGGCAAGUUCUCAUUGUAGCCAUCUUUGGAAUGGUAGCUUCAAAAUAUGUUCAGGGAUAUUAUCAACCAACUGCAAGGGAACUAAUGAGAAUCAAUGGAACCACAAAAGCACCUGUGAUGAAUUAUGCAUCUGAGACGUCACUUGGAGUGUCAACAAUACGGGCAUUCAAGAUGCAAGACAGGUUCUUUAAAGGCUACCUAAGACUGGUGGACAUAGAUGCAAGCACUUUGCUUUUUUCAAAUGCAACUUUAGAAUGGUUGGUUAUGAGAAUAGAAGCAUUUUCAAACCUGACCUUGUUCACAGCUAGUUUUCUUCUUGUUUUGUUACCAACGGGUUUUGUGCCAUCAGGGUUGGUUGGACUAUCUCUUUCUUAUGCACUGACGCUGACGGGUACCCAAGUGUUUAUGACUAGAUGGUAUUGUAGCUUAGCGAAUUACAUCAUUUCAGUAGAACGGAUCAAACAAUUCAUGCACAUUGCACCAGAGCCACCGGCAAUUGUAGAAAAAAAAAGACCGCCAUCAUCUUGGCCUUCCAUGGGAAGGAUACAGUUCCAGAAUCUCAAGUUAAGGUAUCGUCCAAAUGCACCACUAGUUCUUAAAGGUAUCAGCUGUACAUUCAAAGAAGGGACUAGAGUUGGGAUCGUUGGAAGGACAGGAAGUGGAAAGACAACACUGAUAACAGCCUUGUUUCGUUUGGUAGAACCUGAUAGUGGAAGAAUACUUGUAGACGGACUGGACAUUUGCUCUAUUGGGCUUAAAGAUCUUAGGAUGAAACUAAGUGUCAUCCCCCAAGAACCGACCCUAUUUAGGGGUAGCAUUCGAACAAACUUGGACCCUCUUGGACUACAUUCCGAUGAUGAGAUAUGGAAGGCAUUGGAGAAAUGUCAGCUUAAAGGUACAAUUACAAGGCUUCCAAAUUCCCUAGAUUCAUCAGUGAGUGACGAAGGAGAGAACUGGAGUGCUGGACAAAGACAAUUAUUCUGUCUUGGAAGAGUAUUGCUUAGGAGAAAUAAAAUCUUGGUACUUGAUGAAGCCACUGCAUCCAUUGAUUCAGCCACUGAUGCCAUUCUACAAAGAAUCAUUAGGGAAGAAUUCUCUAGUUGUACUGUCAUAACCGUUGCUCACAGAGUUCCAACUGUUAUAGAUAGUGACAUGGUCAUGGUUCUAUCUUUUGGAAAAAUGGUGGAGUAUGAUGAGCCAUCAAAACUAAUGGAGGCUGAUUCUUUCUUCUCAAAGCUUGUAGCUGAAUACUGGUCGAGUUGCAAAGGGAACUCCGUGCAAAAAGUUGAUGAAAUCCAGUGAUAGCAUAAGCUUUUACUAUGUUGUUAUGCCACGAUGGUGGCUUUCCGAGGUAAGGUGGGAAAUGGGUUGAGUUGUAGAAAACUCCGGGUGCAGUUCGGAAGCAACAUUGAGCUCGAGCACUAUUAGCUUAUUGAUCAAAUAUAUAGUGUGAGUAAGUAGACUAGUGCUUUCACCAUGUUUGAGUUUUUGAAAGAAUAGCACGGAUAUUAUAGACUAAUAAGUUCGAGCCACACAUUAGUUUUAAGGAGCUCGGCUAGUGAAAGAAAUUAUAUAUCCAUUAUUGCUCUUCACAUAUAUAACAUACAUUUUAUCAUUCAAAUAGAUUAAGAUUUAAGGAUGACAA
Molecule: messenger RNA, 4764 nt
Organism: Erigeron canadensis
Lineage: Eukaryota; Viridiplantae; Streptophyta; Magnoliopsida; Asterales; Asteraceae
Product: ABC transporter C family member 8-like
Exons: 12
Coding region: 75-4421 (1448 amino acids)
Biological process (GO): transmembrane transport
Cellular component (GO): vacuolar membrane; plant-type vacuole
Molecular function (GO): ATP binding; ATP hydrolysis activity; ABC-type transporter activity
Source: RefSeq, a predicted model, not a curated record